Molecule: messenger RNA, 1533 nt
Organism: Aspergillus nidulans FGSC A4
Lineage: Eukaryota; Fungi; Ascomycota; Eurotiomycetes; Eurotiales; Aspergillaceae
Product: arylsulfotransferase family protein
Exons: 2
Coding region: 1-1533 (510 amino acids)
Source: RefSeq, a predicted model, not a curated record
AUGGCCCGCCGUUUUCUUGCCGCUGCUAGCGCCUUACUGCUGGCCAUCGAAGCCGCCGCCGAUAACUGGCCGUUCAUGACCCUCCAAACCGCUCCCUUCCAACCGCCGCAAGUUUCAGUAACCAAGAGCGGCCAUACGGAUCCGGGAUACAUCUUCGUCGGGCCCCGUGGGAAUCAGGAACUGGGAACCGCUGCGCUGAUAUACGAUGAGGACGCCAAUUUGAUCUAUCAGGGCCCGCAAGAGGUUACGGCGAACUUCAAGGUGCAGAAACUCUUUAACGAAGAUGUCCUCACCUUCUGGGCGGGUGAUAUGAUGAAGCUAGGCUUUGGAUAUGGUACUGUGCAUAUUCUCGACAACACAUACCGCGAAAUCUACACCGUCACACUUCAGGACAACUUCGUUUCGCCGGACGGCAACCCGAGAGACUCGUAUAUUGACCUUCACGAGAGUCAUGUGACGGACCGCAAUACCCUGUUGGUGACGGCCUACAAUGUGACCCAGCACGAUCUCACUUCAAUUGGUGGCCGUCCGGAUGACCACAUGCUGGACGGGAAGUUCUAUGAGAUUGACAUUGCAACCAAUGAGAUUGUGUUCUCUUGGAGCGCUUUGGAUCAUUUAGAUGAUAUACCUCUGGAGGAGUCGAAACAAGGCUGGGGAGACGAUGUCGGGUCUCAGGAGACGCCUUAUGAUGCAUAUCAUAUUAACUCGGUUGAACUCAUGGAAGAUGGCUAUAUUAUCUCGCUCCGGCACUUUUGGUCUGGGUACUUUGUCCAUAACAAUGGCUCCGUUCUUUGGAGACUGAGCGGUGAAGAAGGCACUGGCGAUUUCGAGAUCGAUGACCGUGCUGCGUUCUCUUGGCAGCAUGAUAUCCGCAUCUAUAACCAGACCGAAGAAGGAUUUGCGAUGAGCUUAUUCAACAACGCCAAUACUCCAACCAACGAGGUAGCCGCGACUACUGGGCUGAGUUUCGAUGUUGAUAUGAUUAACCGCAAGGUCCACACUCGUCGGAUUUUGAACGACACGGACGAUGUGAUUCACAGCGUCAGCCAGGGAAGUUAUCAGCUCCUCAGCGAAGAGACUCAACACGUACUUUUGGGUUAUGGUUCCAUCGCCCAGGUAAAAGAGUACGACGCCGACAAUAAAGAGGUCCUCACUGUCAAGUUUGGCGAGGACAAUGCAGUUGCGUCAUACCGUGGCUACAAGUGCCAAUGGAAAGCCACUCCCUUCUGGAAGCCCGCCCUGGUCGUUCGCCGGACGGGCCCAGACUCCAUCUUUGUCUACAUGAGCUGGAAUGGGGCGACUGAGUAUGACAACUGGGCCGUCUACUCAUCAACGUAUUCCGACGGGUCCGACCCUAAAUUUGAAGCCACUGUCGAACGGACCGGAUUCGAAUCUAGCAUUGAACUGCACGGCUUACCUAGCGGGUUCCUUCAAGUGAUUGCACGAAAGGGUGACAUUCCACUAGGAUCUUCGGACGUCGCAUCCCUGCAGACGGAGGUGGGCGGCGAGGUGGAGACAGAGACAGGCAAUUAG